Molecule: messenger RNA, 1096 nt
Organism: Oppiella nova
Lineage: Eukaryota; Metazoa; Arthropoda; Arachnida; Sarcoptiformes; Oppiidae
Source: the annotation of a GenBank genome assembly
AUGAGUAUCAACUUCUAUGUGGUCGGGCCCACUCUCAUUGAGCUGUCGGCGCUGUUCAGUACAACCAUCGAGAAAAUAUGCUUCAUUUAUACGGUGCGGUCGGCCGGUAUCACUGUUGGCAGCCUAAGCGGUUUUCUAUUCAAUUACAUCAACCGACAGUUGGCUUUCGUCUUCUUUAUGGCGCUGAUGGGCUUCAGUCUCAUUCUGAUGCCUCACUGCCAGUCCUUAUCGCAACUGUUUUCAUUGGCCGCCAUCAACGGCUUCUCCAUCGGCAGCUUCGACACCGCCAUCAAUGUCUGGCUGCUGGAGAUAUGGGGCGCUGAGAGCGGGCCGUAUAUGCAGGCCUUGCACUUCGCCUNUACGCAAUUCUGGAUCACAAAUGAGAAGUUAUAUGAUUUUGAAUAUUUUCCUCAUUACUUAUAUAUCACUCGAAACAUUCCUCCGUUUAACAUCAUAUUCAUGGUGACAAUGGGCGCCCUAUUCCUGACAUUCUUCGUGGGUAUGGAGCAAAUGCAUCUCCAAUUCCUGCCCACGUUUGCCGUCAGCUCCGACCUCAAUAUGAGCCCUCAGGCGGCAGCUCUGGUCACGUCGGCGUCGGCCGCCGCCUUUACCGUCGGUCGCGGGCUAUCCAUACCUCUGGCCAUAAAACUCAAGCCCGAAGUGAUUCUCUAUGCAAACCACGUGAUGAUGGUGUCCGGCAUAUUGAUCCUCAUAUUUUGGGCCAAUACAUCCGUCGUGAUGAUGUGGACGGGAAAUAUCAUACUGGGCGCCGGCUUCUCGUCCGUGUACGCCUCCAUGUAUGCAUUCCUCGAGCACCAGUUCCAGGUGACCAAUACGAUUGGGUCUAUAUUUGUGUUCGCCGGGGGCCUCACCUGUGCCCUCUCGCCAUCACUCGUGGGACAGUAUAUCGAAGCCAACCCUUUGAUUCUCAUUUGGUUUAACUUAUUGUGUGUCACUCUCUGUGUGUUAAUCUUUGUGUCCAUUCACGUGACUAUUUGUACCAAAAAUCGCCAAAACGUUGAGUGCAAUUGUGUUUUAUAAAUACAUAACGAGAAUUAAUUUUGACCUAAUUUUUGCGUGUUUUACGAGUUAUUUA